This is a messenger RNA of Impatiens glandulifera, 783 nucleotides long. Its product is annotated as heavy metal-associated isoprenylated plant protein 30-like. Bases 94 to 669 code for a protein of 191 amino acids. The record is from RefSeq and is a predicted model, not a curated record. NCBI's taxonomy places the organism in Eukaryota, Viridiplantae, Streptophyta, Magnoliopsida, Ericales, Balsaminaceae. Gene Ontology annotation, molecular function: metal ion binding. The transcript is spliced from 3 exons.
UUUUCCAUUGAUAAUUGAUAAUCAUUCUUCCCUUUAAAUAGCGAAAGGAGAGCUUAUAAUAAUUCAAUCUAUCGAGACAUCGAAUAAUCGUACAUGGCACCCAGCUUGUUGGAGAGGGUUUUCGGGUCAUUCUUCUCGGCCAUAGCCUUUUGUUUCUUCGGCACGAAACACAAACACGUUCGUAGUAGCCAUAACGUUAAUAUCUCUGUCAAAGAUCACGAUAUUAAGUAUUUCAGAACCACACCUAAAGGUCGCCCGAUUUCUUUGCAGACUGUCGAGCUUAAAGUUAGGAUGUGUUGUAAAGGUUGUGAAGGGGUUGUCAAGAAGUCGAUCUACAAACUUCGAGGGGUGGACUCGGUUGAAGUAAACUUGGAGAUGGAGAAAGUGACCGUGAUUGGAUAUGUUGAUCGUAACAGAAUAUUGAAAAAAGUAAGGAGAGCCGGGAAGAGGGCCGAGUUUUGGCCUUAUCCGAACCCUCCUCUUUACUUCACAUCAACGGGUGACUAUUUUAAAGAUCUAAAUAACGAGUAUAAGGAGAGUUAUAAUUAUUGGCGUCAUGGGUAUAAUAUUGGCGACAAACAUGGGAAUAUUCCGGUUACUCAACGUGGAGACGACAAGGUUAGCAACAUGUUCAAUGAUGACAACGUUAACGCUUGUACAAUCAUGUAGUUUAGUAAGAUAUCGAAGAUUUGGUUACAUGGCAAAAGCCACUUAUGUAAAUAAGAAAUUCUAACUAGUUUGUGUGAAUGGAAACUAUGUUAUUAAGGUGAUAGGUUAAGUAAA